Molecule: messenger RNA, 2246 nt
Organism: Ailuropoda melanoleuca (giant panda)
Lineage: Eukaryota; Metazoa; Chordata; Mammalia; Carnivora; Ursidae
Gene: SORD
Product: sorbitol dehydrogenase
Exons: 10
Coding region: 128-1276 (382 amino acids)
Biological process (GO): D-sorbitol catabolic process
Molecular function (GO): zinc ion binding; L-iditol 2-dehydrogenase (NAD+) activity
Source: RefSeq, a predicted model, not a curated record
AGCCCCGCCCCGGGUCGAGCGUGCGCCUUUUCUGACAAGCAGGGCCUCCCAGCUCUUACCCUCAACCCUCCCGGGGCUGUCACGCGUCCUGCAGACUGCAGCCUUGACCCGGCAGGGAGAAAACGACAUGGCGGCGGCCAAGGCCGAAAACCUCUCUCUGGUGGUGCACGGACCCGGAGACCUGCGCCUGAGAUGGACCCCCAGCACCUCCACAGAGAGGCCCCUGACUUCUGUAGAGCAUCUCUGCCCUUCCACACCCUCCUGUAAGGAGAACUAUCCUAUCCCUGAACCAGGCCCAAAUGAAGUGCUGCUGAAGAUGCAUUCCGUUGGAAUCUGCGGCUCAGAUGUCCACUACUGGCAGCAUGGUCGAAUUGGGGAUUUUGUUGUGGAAAAGCCAAUGGUGCUGGGGCAUGAAGCCUCAGGGACAGUUGUAAAAGUGGGAUCACUGGUAAAGCACCUAAAAGCAGGGGAUCGUGUUGCCAUCGAGCCUGGCGCUCUGCGAGAAAUGGAUGAAUUCUGCAAGAUUGGCCGAUACAAUCUGUCGCCAUCCAUCUUCUUCUGUGCCACGCCCCCUGAUGACGGGAACCUCUGCCGCUUUUAUAAGCACAACGCUGACUUCUGCUACAAGCUUCCUGACAAUGUCACCUUUGAAGAAGGGGCCCUGAUCGAACCACUGUCUGUGGGGAUCCAUGCCUGCCGGCGAGCUGGAAUCACCCUGGGGAACAAGGUCUUCGUGUGUGGAGCUGGGCCGAUUGGACUCGUCACUCUGAUCGUGGCCAAGGCCAUGGGUGCAGCUCAAGUGCUGGUUACUGACCUGUCUGCCUCUCGGUUGUCUAAAGCCAAGGAAGUUGGGGCUGAUAUCAUCCUCCAGAUCUCCAAGGAGAGCCCUAAGGAAGUCGCCAGUAAAGUGGAAGGUCUGCUGGGGUGCAAGCCAGAGGUGACCAUCGAAUGCACAGGGGCGGAGCCCGCCAUCCAGUCAGGCAUCUAUGCUACUCGCUCUGGUGGGACCCUGGUGCUCGUAGGGCUGGGCUCUGAGAUGACCACUGUGCCCCUGGUGCACGCGGCCGUCCGGGAGGUGGAUAUCAAGGGCGUGUUUCGAUAUUGCAACACGUGGCCAAUGGCGAUUUCGAUGCUUGCCUCCAAGUCUGUGAAUGUAAUGCCCUUAGUUACCCAUAGGUUUCCUCUGGAGAAGGCUCUGGAGGCCUUUGAAACAGCCAGAAAGGGAUUGGGGUUGAAAGUCAUGCUCAAGUGCGACCCCAAUGACCAGAAUCCCUAAUAUUAAUUGGACUCUGCCCUCAUCCCUGCCCCGCUCCCCCCGCCCCCCCCCCGCCGCAACCCACACCAGUACCUCAGGGCAGGGGAGGGCCUUGAUGCAGAAUUUUCUUUUGAGUAGCAAAAAUAAUUAAAAUAAUUCAUUAUAAGUGGAGAGCGUUACACAGAGGAAUUGGUGUGCCUUAAAAAAACAAGUAGGGACAGUUUGGGGGAAUUUGCAGCCAGACUAACCUACCUGUUCACACAGAGCAAAGUUCAGCAAGUACAGCAGAGUUUGUUAGGCAGGUGUCGGGAACUCCCCUUCUUCCUGGAAUGCCUGAGUUAAGUAAGGAAAGAAAUCUGCCCCUUGGGUUCCUGGUUCCACCGUGACUGGCCAGGUGGGGGUGGGAGCUAAGUUAUGAAGAGACAACUUUAUCCAGACUUAACUGGCUCAGAAAUUGAUUUUCAUGAAAAAUCUCAGUUCACGGUCUGGGAUGAAGGGUUGGCAGCAGUUUUUAGAGCACAGUGUUUCUAGACAUAAGUGCUAUUUGGUUUGAUGAUAGAAGGAAACUUUAAGGAACUGACCUACCUGGGUUUUAGGAUAAUUUUUAAAUCAGUUAAAAAAAAACCAAACCCAAAACUGAAAUCCCACAUGAGGUCCAACCAGCUUGCAUUCUCCAAAUGUAGAUAUAUAGUCAGGAAAGUUCUCAAUACUGCUGGAAGAUUGCCUCUUCUUCAACUGCUGAGAAUUCUGUGUAACUGCCUUCCCCACACUCCCCACCCUUCUACACAGUCAGGGGCAGUCACUGUGGGCUCCUUUGUCACUAGGCAACCAGGAGGUUCCUUAGAGCAACAGUCAAGGGGAGUCCUCCUGGGAGACUUGCCCAGGAGGGUUUGGCCAGUGCACCUGUCUUCCUGCCCCAGGAUGAGCAUUCCCUUCACACUCCCUGAUGAUGAUAGACAAUUCCAUUAAAUUCUGAUGAUUAUGAACAGAA